AUGUUUGAUGUUAGUUCGUUAAUAUUUUUUGGGAAUUGUAAUUCUGCAAAAAAGUCAAUUUCAGGUAAUCUUUAUAUGUAUAGAUUAAAAAAAAAAAAAAAUUUUAAAGAAUAUCCUUAUUCAUGUUUUGAAAAUAAUAGAAUAAAUGACAUUCAUAAUGAUUCUACUAUUUCUAAAGAAGGGUAUAAUAUAAAUAAUAAAUGGGUAAAAUAUUUUUGCUUCAUUAAAGCUAAUUUUUUUUAUGUAUAUAAGUUAAAAGGAGACUAUAGACCAGAUACUAUUUUUUUAUUAGAAGGAUGUCAAAUCAAAAUUAUUAAUUAUUAUGUAGCUCUUAAAAAUAAAAUAAUUGAAGAAAAUGAUGAAUUUAAUUUAAAGAAUAAUGAAGAUAUAAUACAAAUAAAAACACUUGAUCAUACUGAUGGUCAAACAUAUUUAUUCUAUGUAAAUGAUAAAGGGGUUCUAAAAAAAUGGUUUAAUACUUUGAACAAUUCUAAUUUCUCUAGUAUUAAUAAUAAUAUUAAAAUAAUAAAAGAAGAAAAUGAAGAAGUAAAAAAUAAUAUAGAUAAUAUUAAAAAACUAAAUGAUAUAGAAAUAAAAAAUAAGGAAAUAGAAAUCAGUAAUCUGAAAGAGAGAAUAAACUCCUUGAAGGCAACUAUAGAGAAUAUUAGAACAAAGAAUAAACGUUUACAAAUAGCAUCUGAGGUAAAUAUCAAAAGUGCAGAUGAAUUUCUUCAAAAAAAAAUAACUGAAAUGGAAUUUAUACACAAUGAAUUAGGUUUAAAAAUGGAAGAAAAUAAUAAAUUAAAAGAAACAAUAAUAAUGAUAACUGAUGAAUCUGAAAAAAAAUUAAAAUUAAUAAAUGAUUUAAAAAAUGAAAAGAAAACAUUAGAAAAAAAAUUAAACGAAAUAAUGGCAACUUAUGAAGAGGCUUGUAAUAACCCCGAAAAAUUAACUUUAAUUAAUUAUAAUACCAAUGAAAGAUAUCAAAAAAUAGUAUUAAAUAAUAAGAAUUUAAAACAAGAAAUAAUUAAAUUGAAUGAAAGAUUUUAUAACCUAGAAGACAGAUAUAGAGAAAAAAUUAAAACAAUAAAAGAAAUAGUUGAAAUUGGAGAUAUUUUUGAUUAUUUACAUAAAUUAAUUGUUUUAUGCCAAACUAAAAUAAAAUUUUAUGAACAGUCUUACAAAUAUAAUGAAGAACAACAAAAAGAAAUAAUGAAUUCUAUUGAAUAUCUGAUAAAGGAAACAAAAUUAUCAGAGGCAAAUGCAAGGGUUUGCUAUAUAACACAUAGAUCAAAAAUAUUGGAAGAAAGAUUAAGUUAUUAUAUAAACCAUACAUGGCCAUCUGAUUAUUUUUAUUUUGCUUGUACUACAUUAAGAAGAUUAGGUUGGGUAUUUGGAGAAAUAGAAGUUUUAAAUCCAGUUAUUGGUGAUAAUAAAGAAGUUUAUCCUUUAUAUUCAUAUAUAGAUGAUAUGAACGUAAUACCAAUGCGUGAGCAAAUUUACUUUAAUGAAGGUAUGGAAGGAAGAGGAAACUUCAAUAUUGUUAAUGAUGUAGACAUUUAUUCCAUGCCUGUUAAAAUGUGCCCAUAUGAAGAAAAGAUAUUAAGCGAUAAUAAGUAUAAUUAUAUAAAAAUAAAAUUAACUGAUCUUAAAAAUGAUUUUAAUAUUCUUAAAAAAAAAACAAAACCUCAAAAUAGAAGUAUGAUUUCUAACUUGCAAUGGGAUGAAAUAAAAAAAAAUGCAUACGAUAGAUUAGAAAAAAACAUGAUAAUUCUUGACAAACAAAUUUCUACAGAAAAAAAAAAAAUCUGA
Plasmodium gallinaceum is the source of this 1812-nucleotide messenger RNA. Its product is annotated as conserved Plasmodium protein, unknown function. The record is from RefSeq and is a predicted model, not a curated record. Lineage: Eukaryota; Apicomplexa; Aconoidasida; Haemosporida; Plasmodiidae. The transcript is spliced from 4 exons. The coding region runs from base 1 to 1812 and encodes 603 amino acids.